AUGACACGAAGGCCGUUGGAACAGGACCUUAACAAGUAUUAUGAUGAUAGGAGAGUGAUAAGCGACUUGUCAAGAUUCGAAUAUAGUACGGGAGGUCCUAGAAACCGAUCGCGUAAUACCACACCAACAUCUAUUGAUACUAAGUCGAUGACGGACUCAAAGUAUGGGGAUUUUGGUAAUGAAACCCAAUAUCAUGUGGAUUCAACGAACCAUGGCUAUCUCAAUGAUAUAUAUAAACACUAUAUGAAACCGUCUUUUGGUUCAUUUAACGAUGCCGAUAAUUCAUUCGUGCCUUAUCCUACAUCGUUGAGCGACAAGGAUAGCAAAAUACUUCUUCCUUAUAAUAACAAGGCGGCGUUGGAUCUUCCCAGUUUACCCUCAUUCAAUACACUUCAUAUCGACCAGUCUAACGAUACGUUGUGCUCAAGCUCAAGUACGUUACCAAGUAAAACAAACAAGGAAUUACCUCCAAUAAUGGCUACUGAAGAAUAUGUGAAGCAGAACGAAAAGGAUACGGAGUCAGCAUAUACUCCACAACCUGAUCUACAAAGCUUGUCGUCUCGAAGAAAAGAUUUGGAGCAUGAUUUGAUAAAGAAAGUUAUGAAUAGACCAGUAGCAUCAUUUCCUGUCGGAACAAUGACUGGGUCGCAAAUAUAUGGUGAUACACAUGUUACCAUCACAGCAAAUUUCAUUCUAUACGUGUUUGAAAUAAUCAUUGCCAUCAUAGUCGUGACUCUAUGCAGUGUCCUUGCUCAGAAGGAUAACAAACUAGACAACAGUGUUUACCGGUACCUAAUUGCAGAUGGAAUAGUAUCACUUAUAGUGCUGUUGUUAUUCAUAACCACUGUCAUCAAUUUCGAAAAGCGGAAUGGGAAUUUUUAUUGCCUAGUGGCAGCAGUCAUGAACUUUGUUUCUUUUGUUAUUGCCAUAGCAGUGCUAAUACCUAAUUCCAAUUGCGCAAAUGAAUCUAUCUGCACCAUGAGAAAAGCUGCUGCAGGAUUUAUCAUAAUAUCGUUCUGCUUGUGGUUGAGCAAUCUCGUUAUGUUAUUAACUACAUACUAUAUUUCAAACUUGAACCUACUUCAAGACAUAAACUUUGAUUACAGUAACAGAGGUUUAGACAGUAAUUACAAUGAGACAAUACAAAACAGGCCAGUACCAUAUAUAGAGCCUACUAGUCCAGACUCUAAUCAACCUUUACGAGAAUAUUUACUUAAUGAAAAUGGGGAGAUGUAUGAGGUUCAGGAUCCAGCUCAAGUUAUAGGGCGAAGUAAAAUUAUUGUGUAUGUAUGA
This is a messenger RNA of Debaryomyces fabryi, 1293 nucleotides long. RefSeq lists its product as uncharacterized. The transcript has a single exon. The coding region runs from base 1 to 1293 and encodes 430 amino acids. The record is from RefSeq and is a predicted model, not a curated record. NCBI's taxonomy places the organism in Eukaryota, Fungi, Ascomycota, Pichiomycetes, Serinales, Debaryomycetaceae.